UCAAGUAAAGUGCCGAGAUCAUUCGAAUUUCAUUGAUCACAGGCGAUAGCAACCCGUCUGCAGAUAAAAGGAAUAGCUCCAACGUAGUGCUUUGAAUAUGUUUCUUCGAGCUUUUGGUAAUUUUCGACGAUCACCAAUCAGUUUGUUGGGCUGUAACGUGAACCUUACCUCGAGGACAAUCUGCAACACUAGAAUACCAGCAAAUGCAGAACAUGCAACGACACCGAAAAGGUAUUUCAGCUGUACCGGAGCCCCUUUGAGGGCAAACGAAACAUUCGACGACUUUCGUGCUCGCGAAGAACGCAAAGAGCAGGAGUAUGCACAACAGCAGCAACAACAGGCCAGCGCAACAUCCAGCACCGGUUCCACCACCACACAUUCGGACUCUUUUUCGUCCACCGGUGGCGACCAGCAGGAACCUAUCGAUCCGGACGUGGAACGAACGAAGGCAAUGAUUUUGGAUGCCGCCCUGGCAUACGUACAAUCACACGGAUGGUCCAAACAAGCGAUCGCUGCCGGUGCCGAAGCGGUAAACUAUCCUAGCGUAGCGCACGGGCUGUUCCCACGCGGCGGUAUCGAGCUAGUACAUCACUUUUACCAGCAGUGCAACCUGAAGCUAGUCGAACACCUUAAACAGCAGACGGCAGACGUAGACAAAGUGCCAAAUCCGUCCGAGUUUGCUCGCAAAGCGAUCGAGUUUCGUCUACGGCUACUCGAACCAUACCUGAAGUAUUGGCCGCAAGCGCUCGGCCUGAUGACGCUACCACCGAACGCACCACACUCGUUGGCUAACAUGCUGACCAUGGUCGACGAUAUCUGUUACUAUGCUGGCGAUCGAUCGGUUGAUUUCAACUGGUACACACGCCGGAUCGGUCUAGCUUGCAUCUUCAAAACCACAGAACUAUACAUGCUCCAGGAUAACUCGACAGGAUUCGAAAAGACCUGGCAAUUCCUUGAACGGCGCAUGGAAGAGGCUAGCUUAGUGCACGAGUUCCUAGUCAAGUCGGAGGGUGCAACACAUCAGUUACAAAAUGCGGUCGGCUCAGCCUUUACCACGGCUCGCAACAUCUUAGGAUUGAAUUUUGACCGCCGAUGAUUCGACCGCUUCCCGUUCCGAUGUUUAUGGUCCUGCCAGUGGAACUCGAAACCAAAUUAUGUGUACUCAGGAACCCGUAAAUAGAGAAUAAAUCUGCAUCAAAGUAGCUUAGAAAUGUGGAACAUUCGAGCCAUGCGAGUAUCAUGAAAUGAGAACUUCCCGAAUAGCAAUCUUUAUGUAUUCGCAAAGAAUUGAAAAUCGAGGUAAUGUUUGCU
Anopheles coustani is the source of this 1311-nucleotide messenger RNA. It is a transcript of the gene Coq9, whose product is annotated as ubiquinone biosynthesis protein COQ9, mitochondrial. The record is from RefSeq and is a predicted model, not a curated record. Lineage: Eukaryota; Metazoa; Arthropoda; Insecta; Diptera; Culicidae. Gene Ontology annotation, molecular function: lipid binding. The transcript is spliced from 4 exons. Bases 98 to 1096 code for a protein of 332 amino acids. Gene Ontology annotation, cellular component: mitochondrial inner membrane. Gene Ontology annotation, biological process: ubiquinone biosynthetic process.